AUGGCAAAGCAUCAUCCUGAUUUGAUCAUGUGCCGGAAGCAGCCAGGGAUUGCCAUUGGACGACUUUGUGAGAAAGAUGAUGGGAAAUGUGUGAUCUGCGACUCCCUGGUGCGUCCUUGCACACUUGUGCGAAUUUGUGAUGAGUGCAAUUAUGGAUCCUUCCAAGGUCGUUGUGUUAUUUGUGGAGGAAUUGGAAUCUCUGAUGCUUACUAUUGCAAAGAGUGCACACAGCUAGAGAAAGAUAGGGAUGGAUGUCCAAAAAUCGUCAAUUUAGGGAGUGCAAAGACGGAUUUGUUAUACGAAUGCAAGAAAUAUGGUUUUAAGAGAAGUGAAAACGCCCUACAGUCUUCCUUGGUCAUCGUUGAGCAGCCAGGAAUUGCUAUUGGACGCCUUUGCGAGAAGUGUGAUGGGAAAUGUGUAAUCUGUGACUCCUAUGUGCGUCCUUGCACGCUUGUGCGAGUUUGUGAUGAAUGCAACUAUGGAUCCUUCCAAGGUCGAUGUGUUAUUUGUGGAGGAGUGGGAAUCUCUGAUGCCUACUAUUGCAAAGAGUGCACUCAACAGGAGAAGGAUAGGGAUGGGUGUCCAAAAAUUGUUAAUUUAGGGAGUGCCAAAACGGAUCUGUUCUAUGAACGUAAGAAAUAUGGUUUUAAGAAAAGAUGA
Messenger RNA from Dovyalis caffra, 660 nucleotides. The record is from the annotation of a GenBank genome assembly. Lineage: Eukaryota; Viridiplantae; Streptophyta; Magnoliopsida; Malpighiales; Salicaceae.